Bacillus rossius redtenbacheri is the source of this 601-nucleotide messenger RNA. RefSeq lists its product as uncharacterized. The coding region runs from base 47 to 466 and encodes 139 amino acids. The transcript has 6 exons. Lineage: Eukaryota; Metazoa; Arthropoda; Insecta; Phasmatodea; Bacillidae. The record is from RefSeq and is a predicted model, not a curated record.
CGAGUCCACGGUCUCUCCUCACCGACAACAGCUGCGCCGAGACGACAUGACUUCCUGGACGAUGUGGGUUCUGCUGGCGGUGGUCUGCACCGCGACGCUGCUGGAUGCCAUGGCAGUCAGCGAGCGCGAGAGGCGCAGUGCUGAGGAAAACAAAGAGAGCCCAGCAGCUGCUGUAGCUGAAAAUACAGAUGAGAAUAAACCUGUAAAUGGAACCGAUGAUGCUACUCAGCCAAGGGCCAGGAGGGACGCUGGCGCCGGGACGCCGGCCGACGCCCCGGGGUCCCCCGACCAGCAGCGGCGUCUAGAGACCACCCCCGAGCACCAGAGGGUCGCCCGGCAGGCGAGCGACGAGAAUUCACGAGAUACCAAAAAGGGUUCUGAUGAGAAAGAGCAAGAUAAGAAAGAAGGGGAAGAGAGUAAGAAGAAUGGCACAGAAACCGAAAAGAAAUCAGAUGGUAAACAGUAAAAGAACAACUUCAUAAAACAAAUAAUCUAAAAUGCAAUAAUUCACCACCUUAAUAAUAUAUGUAAAAGAACUAAUAAAUACAUCUCAUGUAACACGUUUGGUUGUACUGUGUGAACUCAAUAAAUUGUUGCUCGU